UUCUUUCGUUAUGGAGAAAUGCAAAAUCGAUUUUUAUGCUUUCGAAAAGUACGUGCUCAACGGCGGUUCAGCCUGGUAUUUUAAUGGUAGUGUGCGUAUGAAACAACUCGUAACCGACUGUUUUAAUGUUUUCGGUCAUAUUAACUUUUUUGAAAUAAUGGGCUGCCACCAACACUUACGUCACGUGUAUCGAGAUGCGAAGGUUUAUUCAUAUAUGAAGGAUGAUAAAAAAUACAAUAUGACAACAAGUUUGUUGUUUUUUUCUUUGUUUGGGGCAAUCUCUAUCCCUUCAAUUUUACCUUUAUUAAUUUUAGUGCAAACACGUGCGAAGAGACAGCUAAAUCAUGCAAAAACGUUGGUGGAAAGAGCUGAAAGUCCUGGUCAGAAAAAGUUUGCUGAAAUAAGGGAAAAUUUGGCGCAACAGUUAUAUCAGCUUUUGAUUUUGCAAGAGUGCGGUUGCGAGAGUAAUUGGCUUAUUAAAGAAUAUUUACAAGCAAUGGAUUUUUCGCCAAAUUUAUCUUCAUCUACACGUGUACCUGUGACCCCAUACACAUUAUGGGAUUUUGUGUUUUUGGAUUCGUGGACAUUAGGCGAUGCUUCUUUGGCGGACAACAUUCGGGCACAGGUUUUAUUUUCUUUUUCCAGCUCUAUAUCAAAAUAAAAAUUAAGGG
Messenger RNA from Meloidogyne enterolobii, 671 nucleotides. The record is from the annotation of a GenBank genome assembly. Lineage: Eukaryota; Metazoa; Nematoda; Chromadorea; Rhabditida; Meloidogynidae.